GAGAUGGGGAGCGGCGUGACAUGUAAUUAGCGAGAGCCGGAGGUGCCAGCCCGGGGGGCUGCGGAGCUAUUAGGAGGUGGCUGACACCUCGCCGUGUUUAUUGAUCGCUGGAGGAAAGGGGAAUAACUUCAGGGGCCGCUCUAAUGAUCGUUAUUCCGCUCCUUUAAAAAAAAAAAAAAAAAAAAAAAAAGACCGCUGGCUGCCUGCGGGAGAGCGCGGUUCCUGCGGGGGAAAAGUUUGAAGACUCUUAUGUCCAAAGGAAUCUUACAGGUACAUCCUCCAAUCUGUGAUUGCCCUGGGUGUCGAAUUUCGUCUCCAGUGAACCGGGGUCGCCUGGCAGAGAAGAGGACAAUCCCCCUCCCCCCAACCAGGAUCCCCAAGAAAGAGCUGACCUCCAUUUUCUCGCAUAGUGACGACAGCGAAGAGAGUGACAAGGGCAAUGGUCAACACCCCGAAGUAAAGCAGGAGGAGGAUCUCCAUAUCAAUAUCAUGAAAAGAAGGAUACACACCCACUGGGAUUUAAACAUCUCCUUCCGAGAGACCUCUUGCAGCCGUGAUAACGACCUCUCCACUAUCAUCUCCAACCUGCAUCAGAGCCGCCAGCUCGUUAUGCCAGAGACCCAGAGCCGCUGCGAAUUCAAGAGGAACAGCGUGGAUGUUGGCCUGGGAGCUGCAGAUGACAUUUUAGGCAAGAGAAGAGUAUGCUCUCCCAACAGCAGCAGUGAGUGCCCGUUAGAGAGCAAGAAAGCCCGAAGUGAGUCCCCAAAGGAAAACUCCCACACGCCUCUGCUGGAGGACUCGGUGACUCAGAUGACCCCAGAGGAGCACUACAGGCGCAUGAUGUCGGCGCUGAACGAGCACGGCACGUUCGAGGAGCAGCAGCAGCAGCGGCUCUACCAGUUGGCCAACAGCAUGGCCGUGCCCAGCCACGGAGAUCUCCUCCGGGCUCGGCAGGAGGUGGCGGCGGCGGCGGCCGCGCGCAACCCGGGCGCGAUGGAAGCGCACAUCCCCUCGGCCGCCAACUCGUCCUCGCAGCGCAGGAAGCAGGGCCUCCCCCAGCACCGCGACAGCCACUUCCCCGACAGGGAGAUAUCCCACCCGCCGCCUCUGCUCUCACCCCAGAACGCGCCCCAUAUCGCCCUGGGGCCCCACUUGCGACCUCCUUUCCUUGGGGUGCCUUCGGCCCUGUGCCAGACACCAGGUUACGGGUUCCUGCAGCCGGCACAAGCAGAGAUGUUUGCACGGCAGCAAGAGAUGCUACGAAAGCAAAACCUGGCAAGGUUGGAGAUGUCGGCGGAGAUCAUCCGCCAGAAGGAGCUGGAGAACCUUCACCGGCAGCGACUGCUGGCUGGGGACCCGCUGAGCCUGCACCCCGGCUUGCCCCCGGACCACCCCGCCCUGCGCAACGUGCACGACAUCCCCGAGGGCCACCCGCUGCGGGACGAGCUGUCCCGGCGCAACGCCAUGCUGGUGCUGCGGCACAACAACGCGCCCCUGCUGUCCCUCAACCCCAGCGUCCCCAGCAGCUCCACGCCGCCCAAGGAGCAGCCGCGGCGCGGCAGCAGGAAGGCGGCCCAUCACCGCGCCGAGCCGCAGGGACCCAGCGAGGCCAAGGAGCCGGCGGAGCCGAGGGCGCGGGACGGGGCACCGGACUGUAACGACGAGGAGAUGAAGGACUCGGAGAGCGACGCCGACGUCAGCGAUGAGAAAGCGGAGAGCUUGAAGGCAGAGAGCGGCGGCUCAGCCGCGGAGCUGAAGGAGUGCAAGGAGACGGGCAAGGGAUGCGAGGGGGGCAAGGAGCUGGGCGAAGGGACGGGCAGCCAGAACGCGCCCUGCAGCUCCUCCAGUGCCGAGUCCCCCAGCCACCUGCUUGGUUCCGGCAUCAACAAGAGCGAGGUGAAGUACCUGCCGCCCGCCUCCAUCCCGCCGCCUCAGCCGCUGCCCUUCGGCUUCCCCUACACCAUGAGCCCCUACUUCCAUGCAGGCACCAUGGGAGGUCUCUUUCUGGAUGGCGACGAGAGCCCGGCGCUGGAGGACAUCAGCAAAUGGACGGUGGAGGACGUGUGCAGCUUCGUGUCCAACCUGGCGGGCUGCACCGAGUACACUCAGGUAUUCCGUGAGCAGGCCAUCGACGGCGAGACCCUGCCCCUGCUGACGGAGGAGCACCUGCUGAACAACAUGGGGCUGAAGCUGGGGCCGGCGCUGAAGAUCCGCUCACAGGUCGCCAAGCGAGUGGGCAGGGUGCUCUACAUGGCCGGCUUCCCCAUGGCCUUCCCCCUGCAGCCCCCAGGGCUGCGGCCACCGGAGAGGGACCUGCCCCCAGCCGAGCUGCGGCCCUCAUCCACGGGCAGCGUGGCCUCCCCGUUCGGCAGCGCUCUGCCCUCCGCCAGCCGCAUCUCCCCGAAGCAGGAGAACGGGAACCCCUCCAUCGGGGCCGGGCUCAGCGACACCACCAAGCCUCCAUCCUAACAGCUCCCAGCCAGCCCUGGAACUGAGGCUGGGUCGAGCCAACAGAAGGGGAUGGAGAGCGGGCGAGCCUCCCUCGGCAGCGUGAGACGGAGGAGCGAGGAAGAGCAGGGGGGGGGAGGGUUUGAUUUAUAAUGAUUAUUUUUUUUUUUGGGAGGCGUUUUGCUUUUUUUUUUUUGCUUAAAAGGAGGAAAAAAAAAAAAACAACCGGUAAAACCACAAAGAGUUUUAACAGAAGAAAGCGUAAAAAAAAAGGGAAGGGACGAACUAUCCAAAGAUGGAUGGAGACAACGUCAAGUGAAGAAGAGAAGGAAGGAAGGGGGUGCUGGAGGAUGAGGGCAGCAGGCCCAGUCUCUUGGCCUUCAAGGAGCUCCAGGCAGCGCCUGCUGGAGGGGGGGGGCCUGGCACUGCUCCUCCACCAGGACUCAGCAUGGCUGAGCAGGACACCCAGCACGAGCAGAACCAGCUCCCUUCCCACAGAUCCCCCCCCCCUCCCUGGAAACUGCGCUCAGUUCCUCAUUCAGGUGUCUAUGCAUCUCUCUAGCGAAAACUUUUGCAAAUACCAAAGACAAAAAAGUGACAAAAAAACAGACAAAAAAAAAAA
Molecule: messenger RNA, 3070 nt
Organism: Numida meleagris (helmeted guineafowl)
Lineage: Eukaryota; Metazoa; Chordata; Aves; Galliformes; Numididae
Gene: SAMD11
Product: sterile alpha motif domain containing 11
Exons: 14
Coding region: 250-2469 (739 amino acids)
Biological process (GO): positive regulation of transcription by RNA polymerase II
Cellular component (GO): PRC1 complex
Molecular function (GO): DNA-binding transcription activator activity, RNA polymerase II-specific; protein binding; RNA polymerase II cis-regulatory region sequence-specific DNA binding
Source: RefSeq, a predicted model, not a curated record